Messenger RNA from Papaver somniferum (opium poppy), 411 nucleotides. RefSeq lists its product as uncharacterized. NCBI's taxonomy places the organism in Eukaryota, Viridiplantae, Streptophyta, Magnoliopsida, Ranunculales, Papaveraceae. Bases 1 to 411 code for a protein of 136 amino acids. The record is from RefSeq and is a predicted model, not a curated record. The transcript has a single exon.
AUGUUGAUGAAGCUUUGGGUCUCCAUCAGGGAUUCGGACAAGAUUUGGGCUCGCUUCCUGAGAGCCAAGUACUUCAAAAACAAUGGCAAUCUAAUCGACUACAAGCUGGGUUCUUCUAUUUUUCCGGGCAUCAAGCUAGUUUACAAAUUUGUGCAAAAGCACACAAGAUCGAUCAUAGGAACUGGUGAAAAUACUUCUUUAUUUUUUGACAACUGGUGUGGGGACUUCUCGAUUGCUGGGAAGUUGGGCCUCUCCUCCAAAGGCCCUAAUAAUUUCCAGGCAAGGGUUAGUGACAUUAUCGAGGAUGGGUCUUGGGUAAUUCCACCCUCAACUAGUAGUCUAAUGGCUCAUUGUGGCAUAGAUGUGGGGAAGCUUCCAAUUAUUCCUGGAGGUGAAGACUUCAGAAUCUAG